Messenger RNA from Aspergillus vadensis CBS 113365, 396 nucleotides. RefSeq lists its product as uncharacterized. The transcript has a single exon. The coding region runs from base 1 to 396 and encodes 131 amino acids. NCBI's taxonomy places the organism in Eukaryota, Fungi, Ascomycota, Eurotiomycetes, Eurotiales, Aspergillaceae. The record is from RefSeq and is a predicted model, not a curated record.
AUGGUUGAGUACCCACGCCCGAACACCAAAUUUAGCCUGGUCAAUCCUCUGAUCAUUCGAAAUCUCAAUGUCAAUCUCAAGAUCGAGGGCAUACGGAGUAGAUACUGGGCCCCUUCUCCUGGUUCAAGUCAGGCACUACACAAACUGGCUGUCCUCCAUGGUGAACAUCCCAAACCCCGCCCGGAUAGAUUAUGGUGGGAAAUUGGACAGCUGCCUGGAGCCAACGGCGUGGCAGAAUUUUCCCUGCAAGUCCGAGUGGCUUUUUCGGAUGUCAGGUUUAGGGGCUGCUCUAUUUCGCUGUGCCUGGCCGGGCUCGGACUUAUGAUUUUAGCCGCUUGGCCGGCAAAGCUUCUAUUCGAAGAUAGUGGCCGAGUGGAUAUGAACGCCGUCCUGUGA